Tigriopus californicus is the source of this 1953-nucleotide messenger RNA. Its product is annotated as zinc finger protein 546-like. Gene Ontology annotation, biological process: regulation of transcription by RNA polymerase II. The record is from RefSeq and is a predicted model, not a curated record. Lineage: Eukaryota; Metazoa; Arthropoda; Copepoda; Harpacticoida; Harpacticidae. Gene Ontology annotation, molecular function: RNA polymerase II cis-regulatory region sequence-specific DNA binding; DNA-binding transcription factor activity.
AUCAUGGAUCCGUUGCCUCUUCUUUUGCAAAGGUUGUCUGUUCCGGAAAAGUCCUUGAAUCUGCUCCACUUGGUGGUCCAGGAUUGGCUCGUGUUCCAACGGGACCGAUUCGACUAUUUUGAUGAAGAGGGCAAUCCCUACACGAGUCAAGUGUUUUUGAUUGAGGUCAGCACAGGGCGUUACAUUCACCGGGCACAAGGGCAGAAGGUAGAUUACGGGACCACUUCGGAUGUGGAUCUCUUGGAAUCCAAAUUAAUCAAAGCGUUUCGCGAUAGUAGGGCGUGCCAGGGGUUUCCAAUACAAAAUGUGUUUGAUGCGAGUGAGACGUCGCAAGUCUUAGAUUUCCCGUAUAAGCGGCGUGUGUCCAAUGGUUGUCAAUUCAUCUUCUCGUGUCCAGUGGCCACGCCCAAUUCGGAGUUGACGGUUCAUCCGGAUCGAUCAAGUUUAGACGACCCCGGACAGCAGAAUUCGGCGUGUGUUCCGUGUCAAGUGGCUUGGCAGGGUUUGACCACCAAUUUCCCCACGACCAAUGGCCAAAAUGGAUUCGGAGCCGAAGUGGAGCUGAAAGUGGAGGUGGAUCAUUUAGUGACGGAAUCGUCCAGUGCCUGGGAUGAUAGUCAAGAAGAGAUUCGAUCGUUGAAGAGGGAAUUGAGUUGGGGCGGAGAUGCACAGAAGAAGCCCAAUAACGAGGCUGGCGAGAAGAAGCUAAAGUAUGUCUACAAGUCGUUUGAUUGUGCGGAGGCCUUCAAUAGUUACGAAGACUACCAGCAUCAGCAGAAAGGCAAGCGGCAAUUGCAUUGUCCUCAUUGUACGGAGGACACCAUUAUCACCUUCAAAGAUUUGGCCGAGCAUGUCACGAAGAAGCAUCCCGAGUUGGCUAAAGAGUAUGUCAAGUAUUUGUCCGCGGAUGAGGCCAAAAUGAAAUCGCCUCGGGAAUGCAUGUUGUGUGGCAUGGUCUUCAACGGCACGACUUUACUCUGGCGGCAUAAGGAGCAUUACCAUGAGCUAGGGGAUCAUCGGUGCGCCGAUUGCCAACAACCCUGUCUCACUUACUACGAUCUCAUGAUUCACAACUACAAGCAGCAUGGCCAAACCAUGGAUCACGUGCAGCCUCGAACGCUUGGUUUUGAGGCCGUCAUUGAUGAGAAGGGUAAAAUUGAGAUGAAGCAAGUGUCUUUCGUUUGCGAACAUUGCGAGACAUCCUGCUCCACAAAUGCCGAGCUCACCCUCCACAUGAGAGCACGCCAUCUGCGGGAGCUCUUCGUAUGUCAAGUGUGUGAUGAAGCUUGCCACUAUGUACAGAGUUUCUCAUCGCACAUGGCACAAUUUCACCCUGAGAACCCGAGGAUCCAAUGCCCCAAAUGUGAAGUCGAGGUCAGUUUGAAAGACGAUCCGGAGAAUUUUAAUUCCCAUUACAAGAAAUGCUUGAAGGGCAAGGGUCCUCCCUACCAAUGUAAUUACUGUGGCAAAGAAUUCGCAGUUCAACGGAGUCUCUUGGCUCACGUGAGGAAACAUCAAGGGAUCGCGGCUUAUAAAUGCACUUAUUGCGAUUGGGGAACCAACUACCGGAGCUCCAUGCACACGCACGAGCAAAUGCAUCUCCGGGAAAAAGGCCUCACCAAUGAGGACACCGGGUUGGUGCUCUACCAUAUUUGUGACACUUGCGGGAAGCGCUUCGCCGGCAAACACGGCCUCACCCAACACAUCAAAACCAUCCAUCUGGGGAUCAAGCGACCCGUGGUGUGUAAAGAGUGCGGCAUGACCUUCAAGUCUCACCGAGACAUGUCAAAACAUAAAGUGGCCGAGCAUGGCCAUGUGGUUCGGUCCAAAAACGUGGCUCGAGAGUCCAUCUACUCCAUAGAGACCGAAGAGGCCAUCCGUGGAAUUCAGAUAUGAUUAAGGGUGUAACCAAAUAGAAUUACAUGUUAAUAAAGUCAUCCUUUAAAAUUGUAA